UCAGCCAAAAAUGGCCAAAUUUUUCACACUUGGUCACGCUCCAAGUAAAGAAGAAGACUUUCAUUCAGAGCCGACAAAACAACAACAGGCUGAUUUUGGUCAGUUGUAUAAAAUCAAUCAUACGCCACAUGCGCAGUGGCGGGCGUGGUGAGAAAAAUGCCAGGACUCAGACAAGCGACGGAUGGAAAGCAGAUGUCUCUCGAAAAGCUGUUCAAAUAAAUCCAGUGUAUAGUGAAUGUACUAACGCUGAUUAACAUAUUAAAGCAUUGUCAUAUCAGCGGUGUUUUGUGGCUAUAAAAUGGUCCCAAGUGGCUGACUGCCAAGACAGCAACUUGUGUCUGUUUUUUUUUUUUAUCGAUUUGUGUCAAAUCUGCACCCUGUAUGCUAGAACCGCUGGCAAAACAACAGCGCCCUUACGCCCACUUGGUGGACAAUUUGAAAAAUAAUGCCAAGGUCCAAAAACCAUCGGCGUAAUUAAAAAGCGGAUUUGCCACCGGAAAUCGCAUCGAAAACAACAGUAGCAUACCAUGGAUGGGGGCGGACAGGAUACCACCUAUGAGCCGCUGGAUGGACGAGGCUCUGGUCGUUCGAGGAGCACUAACUCCACAGCUGGAUCCGGACUGAGGCAUCCUGGAAGCAUGGACAGUCCCGAGUUCGAUACACGCGCCCCCAAGGAUCAGAGGCACUCCGUCUACCUGGCUCUCCUGGCAGCGGGCAUUGGUUUUGUUUUGCCCUAUAAUAGUUUUAUUAUUGCGGCGGACUACUGGCAGGCGCGUUUUCCGGGUCGUCCGGUGGCCCUGGACAUGUCGAUGACCUAUAUUUUCGUGGCCUUCGGCACCGUGCUGAUGAACAACAUAGUGCUAUCGGUGGCGCCGUUCCAGUCGCGGGUGCUCUUCGGCUACAUGAUAUCCUUCACCACGCUGAUCUUCGUGGCCGUCUGCGAGGUGGCCUGGCACAUGUUUGCCUCCAAUACCGCCUAUGUGGUGAACAUGUCGGCGGUGGCCCUGACCGCCAUCGGCUGUACUGUUCAGCAGUCCAGCUUCUACGGAUUCGCCUCCAUGCUGCCCAAGCAGUACACCCAGGCGGUGAUGGCCGGCGAAAGCAUCGCCGGAUUCCUGGUGUCUUCCAAUCGUGUCGUUACCAAGCUGCUGAUCAACAACGAUCGCGUCUCCACGGUCAUCUUCUUCCUGACCUCCACACUCUACAUACUCUUCAGCUACCUGCUGCACGUGGCCACGAUCAACUCGCCGUUUGUGCGGUUCCAUGUGGAGGCCUGCUCCAAGAUUGUCCUGCGACCGGAUGAGGAGAUUGACGGAGUUGCAAGUGGUACUCGGUACGGUGUGCUCUCGAUGGACGGAACCCACACCACGACCACAGCGGUGGGUCCUCCUGGCAGCGGAAAUACCCUGAGUUUCAGCAAUCCCGUCUACGAGCUGUCCAAUCCAACGGCCGGCGAAAGCAGCAUUGAGUCAUUGGGCCAACUGCCUGAGCUCCCGGCCACGCCCCCCGCCCAGGAGCCCACAACGCCCACGACGGUGGCCUUCAAGGUGGAGCACGUGAUCACUCCUCGGCGCUGCCGGCCGAGCAAGCUGGGCGACAUCCGCGAGGGAUUCGUGACCCGGUGGCGGGUGGCCCAGGUGAUCUAUCCGCACAUGGUGUGCAUUGCUUUGGCCUACUGCGUGACCCUCUCCCUGUAUCCGGGCAUCGAGGUCGAGGUCCAAUCCUGCGCCCUCCGCUCCUGGAUGCCAGUGCUGCUGAUGUUCUGCUUUAACACGUCGGACGUGGUGGGCAAGAUCCUGGCCGCCAGUCCGUAUCCCUGGUCGCGUCGCCAGCUGAUCCUGCUGUCCGGCUUGAGGAUCGUCCUGGUGCCGCUCCUACUGCUCUGCUGUGCGCCCCGCCAGCGUCCCGUGAUCUCCGGCGAAACGGCACCCUUUGUCUUCACCAUCGCCCUGGGGAUCACCAAUGGACUGGCCGGCAGCUUGCCCAUGAUGCUGGCCCCCGCCAAGGUGCCGGGAACUCUGAAGGAGGUCACUGGCAACAUAAUGACCUUGUCGUACAACGUGGGUCUGACGGUGGGCUCCCUGAUCGGAUACGUUUUCGAGAGCAUGCUGGGACCGCAGCUGGUGAAUCCCUGUCCCACGUAUCCCUAUGUGCCCGCCUCGAUGCUGGACCAGUUCCAUGGGCAUGGCCAUGGACACGGCCAUCUGCCGCAUCCGUUGCCGCUGACCAGUACCAGCACGAUGAGUCCACCAACCACGGGCGCCACCACACUGGCACCGCUCCUGCUCAAUACCACGCUGGCCACCCUUGGACUGCCCUCGUCCAGUUCCACCACCAGCACCGCCAGUCCGGCCCUGGCCACCGUGAUCACCACAACGGCUCUGGCCCUCUACAGCACUGUGGCCACGGGCAGUGCCGAGGUAAUCAAUGCCACCAUGUCCUCGAUUCUGUCCACAGUGACCAGUUCGGUGGGCGAUAUCAGCGACGAGAUGACCACGGAUCCUCAGACGCCCGAUGCACUGCUCGAUAAUAUCUAAGAAAGAUUUUAACCAUUCAAAGUAUAUGGAAAAAGCGCCAACUCAACAUUCCACACAGCCAUAUCUACAUUAAAAAAAUUAUUCCUUAUAAGUUUUUGUUCAACCUUGGCAUGACAAGAUUGUAUAGAUUGCUCGUAGUAUUUUAGGUAUGAUUACAUUUGUUUAAGCAAUGGCAAAUCAUUAUCAAAGAAACAAAAAAAAAAACAUCUCUGAUUUAUUCCUGCUAUUGAGUUAGUUUUUAGAAUAGCAAUAGCAAUAUUCUUUAAAAUAAUUUUUAAGAUACCUCAAAUGUUCACCACUUUUUAUAAAAGAAGCAAUGGCAAAGCAAACAAAUUUGAUCAUUCAAAUACCUUUCUUCAUCAAUUUUAUAGAGCUUGUGUAAUGGCUGCAAACAAAGGAAAAUGAGUAAAUUUUCAAAUAUAUAUACUUCAAGCUCAAUUUAAAUACAAAGUGAACAAGGAUUCCAGUUAAUAGCAAGCGCAAAAUUCUUACUAUAGGGCAAUACUAAUCCUGUAUGUACUAUAUACUAUAUAUCUAUUACUAUAAAGUGUCUAGGGUAUUUGUGCUUUCGGUUUGACUACAACUGUUCUAGGGCCUAAUAUUAAUCUCCGAAUAUACUCCAAACAAGUGCUAUGGAUUUCAAAUUGCAAACCUGUUGACUUAGAGAAAAUAUGUAUUAAGUGUGAAAUGGUUAUUGGUAAUAAGGCCUGGUUAUUUUUGUAAGAGUGAGAAAUGGAUAACUGCAGAUUCAGACAACUAAAUGUUAACUUCAAGAGCGUAUUAUACUCAAAAAAUAAUAAAUAUAUGUAUUAAUUUAUUAUUUAUUUUGUUGAAUUAUCUUUGUAUAAACAAGAAGAAUGAGAAGAAUAAGUGUUGUAAGCAUUGUAAGCCAUCAAGUGCAAAAGCUGGCCUUAACUUAAUUUAUUGCUUUUAUAUUUAUUUCUUUGGCUAAAUUUGUAAGAAGAAUGGUAAAGAAAUAUGUGUAUCGUUAGGAACAAAUUUUGAUGCAAACAUUAAAUAAAUGGUAAUA
Drosophila gunungcola (fruit fly) is the source of this 3567-nucleotide messenger RNA. RefSeq names its product equilibrative nucleoside transporter 4 (gene Ent3). Gene Ontology annotation, molecular function: monoamine transmembrane transporter activity; nucleoside transmembrane transporter activity. The record is from RefSeq and is a predicted model, not a curated record. Gene Ontology annotation, biological process: nucleoside transmembrane transport. Lineage: Eukaryota; Metazoa; Arthropoda; Insecta; Diptera; Drosophilidae. Gene Ontology annotation, cellular component: plasma membrane.